Molecule: messenger RNA, 1581 nt
Organism: Fonticula alba
Lineage: Eukaryota; Rotosphaerida; Fonticulaceae
Exons: 1
Coding region: 1-1581 (526 amino acids)
Source: RefSeq, a predicted model, not a curated record
AUGGCCCGUGCAGCCCGGGCAACCGAUGACAUUCGGGAGAUCCGCCAAGCGGCGGACCAACUGCUGCGCCUGGCCACCGGGGCGCCGGCCGGCGAGUAUCAGCCGUCUCCAGCUGCGGCGGAUCCGGACGCCGCAGCGGCGGCCCUCAGGGCCUUUGACGUGAACCAGGCAGCCGCCGCCUGGCAGCGGUACCACAGCCAUCCUCGGGCCGGGGCGUUGGUUCGCUGGGCCGGGGCGUAUCUGAACCCGGCGGCGCCCGGCUUCGCGGAUCAGGCGCUGGAGGCUCUGCGGCAGGCGGCCGCCGGCCCCACCCCCGAGGGGGCCAAGCCCGCCAGCCCCCCCGGCACCGACGACUGGAGCACCCUCCCCCCGGCCGAGCAGGACCUGGCCGACCGCGAGAUGCUGGACUUUGUCUUUCUCAUUGACCUGCUGAACUUUGGCACCUGGCCCGAUCCGGAGGAUGUGGAGGCCGCUCGGCAGGCGGGCGCCGCGCAUGGCGGCGUCUUCGGUGUCACCUGGGCCGGUCGCCGACAGGAGGGCUAUGCCGGGUUGUGUGCGGCGGUGUUGCGCGCGGCCGCGGCCGGGGUGCCAGUCGCACGACCGGCCUUCUGGCUGGCGGCAGACGAUCGCCUGCUGGAGGCGGUCUUCCUCGGGGAGGCCGGCGCCCCGGGCAUUCCCCUGCUGGCCGAGCGGGUGGCCCUGCUUCGGGCGGCCGGCCGCGGCUUGGCCGAGCAUGGGCUGACCUCGUACGCGGAAUUCGUCGACCGCUUCGCUCGGUGUGGCUCGCUCAAGGUGUCGGGACCCGGAGGCAUGCAGCUGUGCGCGUGUGGCACUCUCCCGGGCCGGAGCGGGCCGCCCUGUGCGCAGGCCCUGCUCCGGGCCCUCCAGGCGGGCCUGCCGGCGGCCUGCUUCGCCGGCGAUGUGGCCAUCUACGCGCCGGCCCCCAGCGGAUCGGAUGCGGUCGACUGGCUGGACCACGUCAGCCCGGCCCCCGGCGAGACCUACUUCGAUGGCGAGCACGGCCAGGGGCCUUCCUUCCAGGUGCCGCUGUUGAAGCGCGCGCAAAUCCUGGUGGCAGACACCUGGGCCGCGGUAAGUGGCCGCGGCCCGGCCGCCUUCGUCCCGGCCUCCAUCCAAAAGCUGACCAUGUUCGCUGAUAACCGCGUGCCGCAGGCCCUGCGGCAUAUUGGCAUGCUGCAAAUUGUCGCCCCGCCGCUGGAGGCGCGCUUGCGGCGGAGUGCGCAGGCCGGCCCCUCGUCCGCUGGCGGGGCCGCCGGCUCGGCCUCCUCGGCCUCUGGCUACGGGGCGGCCUACGGCCGUGGGGCUGCCUUCGGUCGCGAUGCCUAUCUGGAUGCCGGGUCCUCGGCCGAGAUCGAGAUUCGGGCUGCCAGUGUGGUGGCGGUCGACCGGCUGCGAGCCGAGAUGCAGCAGACCUUGGCCCAGGCGGCCCAGCAUGGCCGGCGGUCUGCCCCGACAGUGACGGCCCUGCAGAUCGAUUACCUGCUGUGGGAGUGGGCCAAGCGCGACGCCGCGGCCAUGGCCGACAUCUCCACCCACCGGACCCGGACCACCAACUAUUGA